CUGAAGACUCCAGAUGACAUCAGAGCUUCUUUUCAACAGCCUUCUCAGUUUCCUUUCACAGAAAGCAGAGGCUUAAACCUUGGAGUGACGAGUACUGAUAUUUGCAUUUAAUGGGAAACAAAAGAUGAAGACGGCAAAACAGUAUAUUCACUAAGGAGUAUAUCUGCUUGCUGCUACAGACCCAUGUGUUAAGGAAUUCUACUUCUUCUGUAAAAGUUGAUCAGCCCUGUGAUCAGACUGCAUUGGAGUUUGCCUGCCUUUUACAUUGUUAUUGCUAGAAGAAGUCCAAGUCAGAAUGUAACAGUACACCUCUGAUUGCUAUGGAAGGUGAUAAACUGACAUUCACUAAUUAAAGUUACAUCUCAAUCACCCACAGAAAACCAUUCUUUAAAGUGAAUAGAAACCAAGCCCUUGUGAAUACUUCUAUUGAACAUGACUCAUGGAGAAGAGCUUGGCUCUGAUGUGCACCAGGAUUCUAUUGUUUUAACUUACCUAGAAGGAUUACUAAUGCAUCAGGCAGCAGGGGGAUCAGGUACUGCCGUCGACAAAAAGUCUGCUGACCGCAAUGAAGAAGAUCAGAACUUUAACAUUUCUGGCAGUGCAUUUCCCACCUGUCAAAGUAAUGGUCCCGUUCUCAAUACACAUACACACCAGGGAUCUGGCAUGCUGCAUCUCAAAAAGGCCAGGCUGCUGCAGUCUUCUGAGGACUGGAAUGCAGCCAAGCGGAAGAGGUUGUCUGAUUCCAUCGUAAAUUUAAACGUAAAGAAGGAAGCUUUACUGGCUGGCAUGGUUGACAAUGUGCCUAAAGGCAAACAAGAUAGCACAUUACUGGCCUCUUUGCUCCAGUCAUUCAGCUCUAGGCUGCAGACUGUGGCCCUGUCACAACAAAUUAGGCAGAGCCUCAAGGAGCAAGGAUAUGCCCUCAGUCAUGAUUCUUUAAAAGUAGAAAAGGAUUUAAGGUGCUAUGGUGUUGCAUCAAGUCACCUAAAGACUUUGUUGAAGAAAAGUAAAGCUAAAGAUCAAAAGCCUGAUACCAAUCUUCCUGACGUAACUAAAAACCUCAUCAGAGAUAGGUUUGUAGAAUCACCUCAUCACGUUGGACAAAGCGGAACAAAGGUCAUGAGUGAACCCUUGUCAUGUGCCGCCAGAUUACAGGCUGUUGCAAGCAUGGUGGAAAAAAGGGCUAGUCCUGCCACCUCGCCUAAACCUAGUGUUGCUUGUAGCCAGUUAGCAUUGCUCCUUUCUAGUGAAGCUCACUUGCAGCAGUAUUCCCGAGAACAUGCUUUAAAAACACAAAAUGCAAAUCAAGUGGCAAGUGAAAGACUUGCUGCUAUGGCCAGAUUGCAAGAAAAUGGCCAGAAGGAUGUUGGUAGUUUCCAGCUCUCGAAAGGAAUGCCAGCCCAUCUUAACGGUCAGGCAAGAACAUCAUCAAGCAAACUAAUGACUAGCAAAAGUAAUGCUACAACAUUUCAAAAUCCAAUGGGUAUUGUUCCUUCUUCCCCCAAAAAUGCAGGCUAUAAGAACUCACUGGAAAGAAACAAUAUAAAACAAGCUGCCAAUAAUAGUUUGCUUUUACACCUGCUUAAAAGCCAGACCAUACCUAAGCCUAUGAAUGGACAUAGUCAUAGUGAGAGAGGAAGCAUUUUUGAGGAUAGCAGUACACCUACAACUGUUGAUGAAUAUUCAGACAACAAUCCUAGUUUUACAGAUGACAGUAGCGGUGACGAAAGUUCUUACUCUAACUGUGUUCCCAUAGAUUUGUCUUGCAAACACCGAAUCGAAAAAGUGGAAUCUGACCAACCUGUUUCUCUAGAUAACUUAACUCAGUCCUUGCUCAACACCUGGGAUCCAAAAGUCCCAGAGGUGGAUAUCAAAGAAGAUCAAGAUACCUCAAAGAAUUCCAAGCUAAAUUCACACCAGAAAGUAACCCUUCUUCAGUUGCUACUUGGCCAUAAGAAUGAAGAAAAUGUAGAAAAGACCACCAGCACUCAGGGAGUACACAGUGAUGUGACAAAGUUCAGUACACAAAAUUAUACAAGGACUUCUGUAAUAGAAAGCCCCGGUACAAAUAGGACUACUCCAGUGAGCACUCCACCAUUACUUGCAUCCACCAAAGCAGAUUCUCCCAUCAAUCUUUCUCAGAACUCCCUGGUCAUCAAAUGGAAUUCCACACCAUAUGCCUGCAGUACUCAGUCUGAAAAGCUAAUGAAUACUGCAUCUAACCACUUGAUGGACCUUACAAAAAGCAAAGAAUCACAAGGAGAGAAACCAGCCCAAAAUGAAGGUGCACAAAACUCUGCCACUUUUAGUGCCAGUAAGCUGUUACAAAAUCUAGCACAGUGUGGGAUGCAGUCUUCCAUGUCAGCGGACGAGCAGCGACCCAGCAAACAGCUGUUAAGUGUAAACCCAGACAAACCGCUAGGUAUGAUUGAGAGAUUAAAUAGCCCUCUGCUCGCAAAUAAAACAAAUGCAGCUGAAGACAAUAAGGCAUUCAGUAGUCAGUCAGCAGCUCCUGAGCCAGGACUUUCUGGUUCUGAAAUAGAAAAUCUGCUUGAAAGACGCACUGUCCUCCAGUUGCUCCUGGGAAAUACCAACAAAGGUAAGAGUGAAAAAAAAGAGAAGAUUCCUGUAAGAGAUGAAAGUACUCAGGAACACGCCGAGAGAGCUUUAAGUGAACAAAUACUGAUGGUGAAAAUAAAAUCUGAGCCUUGUGAUGACUUACAUAUUCAUAACACAAAUCUGCACUUGAACCAUGAUACUAAGAGUGCCCCACUACUGGGUAUGGCUCCUACCAUGCAGAGAAACGCAGCUGCCUUACCAGCAUCCGAGGACUUGAAAUCGGAGCCAGUUUCACCUCAGGAUUUUUCUUUCUCGAAGAAUGGUUUGUUAAGUCGGUUGCUGAGACAAAACCAUGAGAGUUACCUGGCAGAUGACCCGGACAAGAGCUACAGAAGCAGUGAACUAACACUUCUGGAGUCAAAGAAUCUUUGUAUGGUCCCUAAGAAAAGGAAGCUUUAUUCUGAGCCAUUAGAAAAUCCAUUUAAAAAGAUGAAAAAUAACAUUGUUGAUGCUGCAAACAAUCACAGCGCUCCAGAAGUACUGUAUGGGUCUUUGAUUAACCAGGAAGAGCUGAAAUUUAGCAGAAAUGACCUUGAAUUUAAAUAUCCUGCUGGUCCUGGUUCAGCCAGUGAAAAUGAACAUAGGAGUUGGGCCCGAGAGAGCAAAAGUUUCAAUGUUCUGAAACAGCUCCUUCUCUCAGAAAACUGUGUGCGGGAUUUGUCCCCACACAGGAGUAACUCUGUCGUUGACAGUAAAAGAAAAGGACACAAAAAUAAUGUGACCAGUAGCAAACCUGAGUUCAGCAUUUCUUCUUUAAAUGGACUGAUGUACAGUUCCACUCAGCCCAGUAGUUGCGUGGAUAACAGGACAUUUUCAUACCCAGGAAUGGUAAAAACUCCUGUGAGUCCAACUUUCUCUGAGCACAUGAGCUGUGCGGGUUCUCGGCCAGAAACUGGGCUUUUGAGUGGCUGUCCCGGGCCCAGUGAGAAGGGACCCAUUAAGUGGGUUAUCACAGAUGUAGAUAAGAGUGAGUAUGAAAAAGACUCUCCAAGACUGACCAAAACUAACCCAAUCUUGUAUUACAUGCUCCAGAAAGGAGGCAGUUCUGUUACCAGUCGAGAAACGCAGGAUAAGGACAUUUGGAGGGAACCUUCUUCUGAAAGUGUCUCACAGGUUCCAGUCAAAGAAGAGUUACUUACUGCUGCAGAACCUAAGGCUUCUUUCAUCAACUUAAGAAGCCCUUACAACAGCCAUAUGGGAAAUAACGCUUCUCGCCCACACAGUGCAAAUGGAGAUGUUUACGGACUUCUGGGAAACAUGCUAACAAUAAAAAAAGAAUCCGAAUGAAGUGUACCUGCCAGUCAGCUUUGGAUCACUUUAAAACUAAUUAGUAUGAACUUGAGAUCUGUAUAAAUAAGAGCAUGAUUUGAGAAAAGCAUGGUAUAAUUGAAACUUUCUUUUUUUAUUUUGAGAAGUAUUGGUUACUGGUGAUGUUUAAAUAUGCAUACUAAUUUUUGCUUAACAUUAGAUGUCAUGAGGAAACUACUGAACUUAGCAAUUGGUUGUUUCACACUUCUGUAUGCAUCAGAUAACAACUGAGUAGCCUAUGAAUGAAAUUAUUUUAUAAUCAUAAAUAAGAGGCAUAAGUUAAAAUGUAAAAACUCCAUCCAUAGUGGAUUACUGCAUUUUGAUGCCUUGAAUAGGGUGUUUCAUUUUGCUUUUCAGAAGUCAGCCUACAUGUUUUUUUUAAAAAUCCAAACUCUUAAAUAACUCUUAGGGAAUAAUAUCAAAUUAAAAUUUUAGUUCUGAUUCACAUCUCAUUAUCCAGUAAUAAAUUAUCCAAUAAAUCAGAAAAACUAUAUACUUAACAUUUUUCACUUUUGCUAAAAGACAUAUUUGUUUUUAACUCUUGGAAGGGGUUUUUGAUUCCCAGUAUGUCUGCCCACCCCAGUCCUUUUCAAUACAUAUUUCUUUAAACCUUGUACUACUUAGUAAAAAUUGAUUACAAUUGAGGGAAGUUUGAUAGAUCCUUAUAAAAAAGGACAGAUUUCCAUUUUUGUAUUUUAACUACUUUACUAAAUUAUUACUCCUCCUUUUACAGAAUUAGGGAAGUUAACAUUUGUGUUCAGGUGGUUUCCUGAAUAGUUGAAUAUUUAAGAAAUUGUUUAUAACAGAAGUAAAAUGGCUUUUCUUUGGACAACUUUCACCAUCUCUUGUAAAAGUUAAUUCUCACCAUUCCUGUGGUACCUGUAAGUCUUAUGACCAGGAUUUCUUAAAGCUGGACUCAGACCACCUGCAUAAGAAUCAUCUGGAGCACUUGUUUUAAAUUGCAGAAUUACAGGCAGCAAAUCAGAUCUGCAAAGCAAGUACCUGCUAAGUGGACCUGGGAAUCUUUCGUCUGCACCUUAACUCGCUCCCUAGGUGUUUCUUCUGCACACUGAAGUUUGAGGACCAUUGCUUAUGACUUUUCUCAGAAUAUGGACUGUAAAAAAAGAAAAAAAAAAUUGAUGCCUAUAUUUUCCCCAGUACAGUCACACAUCAAUUCAAAAUUUGCAAUAUUAUCAUUCCUAUAUUACUGUUAUGUCUUUGGAAAUCGGGUACAAAAUACUUUUUAUGACAAAAAAAAAAUUGGGUGGAGGGGGACAACUUUCUUAUCUGGCUCAACAUCUCAGGAAAAUCUGUGAUUAUUUAUGUAUUCUAAUGAAUAACAUCUACUUAAUUAGCCUUAGGGAUGGAAUAACAGGGCCACUUACUAAACUCAGGUGAUUCCAGGAAGAUUUGGAAACUUCUCCUGACUACAUCCUUGACUUCUAUUAAAACCAUUGUCCUAAGAACAAUGCUGACAAAGAUUAAAACAUUUAGUUCAAACCCAAGAAAGGCACUAAUCUCAGAUUGACUCAACAAAUGUGUACAGAGAUCACUUAUCUGACAGAAUUGUAUACAGCCACUCCAUUGAGUCUAGUAUUUUGAAAUAGUGAUUAAAAGUAAACAUUGAUACUGUCUUGGAAGAACUUACUGUAUUUCUGAACCACCUGGUUUUCAGUCUUGAAGCAAGUCCGUUUUUAAGUUCAGUUUUUACAGUCCGCAGUUCAUGCACCAGAUAAUAUUUUGGCUUUUAAUUUUUAAAUGGGUUAAAAAAUAACCUAUCAAAAAUUAUCAGCUGUUAAUUAGAAGGAAAUUAAUUUGAAGUUGUUCUACUUGAACUUGUUUCUAAGAAUUUUAUAUUAAAAUGGGUGUUAUUUCCUAAUAUCUAAAAUUCGAAAUGGUUAUUUUUUCUCAAAAUGCUUUAUACACAGAGUUAUUGGAUAUAUUAUAUAAUAGCCAAGAGUGAAUAUUGGUGAAGGCAUAUGCUUAUUCGGACAUGAAAAUCCCACGGGCCAGUGAAUAUAUUCUACUCCAUGUCCAUACUGUGACAGUCUUAAUGUCUACACUGUAGAAGUAAGCUUUUAAACAAACCAUUGUUCUCAUCAUUGUGCAAAGCCUUUCAGGUACGUCAGAAAAAAAAUGCCAGUAUUCUCCCUUGGUUAGGAGGAAGUGAGUAAGACAUGGGUCAGGGAGAAGACCAUCAAGGGCCAGCAUUGCUAUUUUUUUGUUUGGUUGAUUGUUGUUAACAAUGAAAGGCUUGAGAAUAUGUAAUACAUAAAUAAAUGUGACCACAAAGAAUGCUGUUCUGAUUUACUGGAGAAUGUCCCCAAUGUGAGUUGCCUUUGAUUUUGUAAGGAGAGGGGUGAGAAAGGGCAUACAUCCACAAAGCCACUUUGUUUAUGCACAUGUAUUUACAAGGAUGCACACAUACUUCACAUUUUCAAGGACUAUUUUAGAUAUCUACACAAAUUCUUCCUAAUAAAGUCAUUUGUGAAGGGGUACUACAGCUCUCAUUGACAUCAGUAAGGUAGCAUUACCUGUUUAUUCUGUGCUGCAUCUUACAGAAGAGUAAACUGGUGAGAUAUAUAUUUUAUAUAUAUAUAUAAAAUGUAUAUAUAUAUUGACUUGUUACAUGAAGAUGUUAAAAUCAGUUUUUAAAGGUGAUGUAAAUAGUGAUUUCCUUAAUGAAAAUUACAUAUUUUGUAUUGUUCUAAUGCAACAGAAAAGCCUUUUAAUCUCUUUGGUUCCUGUAUAUUCCAUGUAUAAGUGUAAAUAUAAUCAGACAGGUCUAAAAAUUGUGCAUGUAUGUAUACAGUUGCAAGUGUGGACAAAUGUAUAGAAUAAACCUUUUAUUUAAGUUGUGAUUAUCUGCUGCAUGAAAAGUGCAUGGGGGACCCUGUGCAUCUGUGCAUUUGGCAAAAUGUCUUAACAAGUCCGAUCAGAUGUUCAUCCCAACAUGGCAGUAUUCCAUUUCUGGACAGGACUUCCGUGGUUUAAGCUUUGUGAAAGGGUGUUCUUUGAAUCCAAUGGUCUGAAAAUUUUUUUAAAAAUCAAUUCAACUACUUUUUGACAUAAUGAAUUCACACAGCUACUUUCAUGAAUUUUUAAAUCCCAUUGGAAGCAUAUUAUACCAGGAGUAUUCCAAUAUUAGUAAAUACUGGGAUACAGGCACAUUACCAUUCAUGGUAAGAAUUCUGCGGUUUACACAACCAAUUUUGAUGCGCUCUGCUCAGUAAUAUAAUUUGUCAUUUUUAUUAGGAGUUUAAUUUCUUCAUGUGAUGUCAUGAAACUGUACAUACUGCAGUGUGAAUUUUUUGUUUUGUUUUUUAAUCUUUUAGUGUUUACUUCCUGCAGUGAAUUUGAAUAAAUGAGAAAAAAAUG
Molecule: messenger RNA, 7305 nt
Organism: Lepus europaeus (European hare)
Lineage: Eukaryota; Metazoa; Chordata; Mammalia; Lagomorpha; Leporidae
Gene: NRIP1
Product: nuclear receptor interacting protein 1
Exons: 2
Coding region: 433-3906 (1157 amino acids)
Biological process (GO): regulation of transcription by RNA polymerase II
Cellular component (GO): nucleus
Molecular function (GO): signaling receptor binding; transcription coregulator activity
Source: RefSeq, a predicted model, not a curated record